Molecule: messenger RNA, 1182 nt
Organism: Pyricularia pennisetigena
Lineage: Eukaryota; Fungi; Ascomycota; Sordariomycetes; Magnaporthales; Pyriculariaceae
Exons: 2
Coding region: 1-1182 (393 amino acids)
Molecular function (GO): acyltransferase activity, transferring groups other than amino-acyl groups
Source: RefSeq, a predicted model, not a curated record
AUGCACGCAUCAGAAACACCAACAGCUUUGCUCUUUCGGGAUCUUCAGGGAUAUGUUCCGAUUUCCAGGGUCAUUAGGGAAGGCGACAAUGUCGUUCUACUAACCCCCGUAGUGGCUCCCCCCAUUCGAGGGACACAUGCCGCAGACAGUGGCAACACCAAAGAUCCAUUCGAGGUUUUUGGGCGAGCUCUGCUUGGACAGUCACCACGGCCAAAAGUUCACCAUGUGCCAUACACAAACCGAAGUGGAAUCAGCGAAACUCACCUCGACAUCAUAAAAAACACUGACGCUAAAUUGGUUAUUUUCGUCAUCUCUGGCCCGCCAUUGCCGGGCCAGGCAUCACAAGUCAAAACGGCUGAGUACCUUCAGACUGGUGCUGGCGGCCGGCCGCUCAUUAUCGUCGCAUGCUUCAAUGUGCGCGAGCUCGAUGGGCUCGGGGCUAGUUUCCCUACAGUUGUCCAGACGAGCGGAUAUUCGCCCAGUACUUUGAACCAUGUGACGACUCUCCUCUUCAAGGGCCACCAUAAUAGCAGCCCAGCCAGGAUGCAGAAUUUAGUUCUUGCACCAAAGUCGUGGGAGGUCGCUGUUACAAACAAUCUACUCGACCUACGACCACACGAAGAAGCAAUACAUGACCUCUGGUGUCAGACUUGGGGCAGAGACAUGUCACUCUCACGCUACGAACUACAAUCUCUACUGAUUCGAGAUGGCUACGCAAAACACUACACUGUUCGUGAACCCGAAACAGGCGUCCUUGUCGGAUUUUGUGCGACCUAUACAACAUAUGCCAAUCAAGGGGGAGAGCGGCUUGUGGGGUCUCUAGCUAUGAUCAUUGUCAAGCCUGAACACCGAGGUCGGGGAAUUGGGCGGAGUCUUCACGAUAUUGCCAUCAAGCAGCUUUCCCGAACCAGAGGAGUCUUUCGCCUUCAGCUCGGCAGCACUUUUCCUCGCCUUCUAUACGGACUUCCAGUAGACAGCGCUUCAGAAGGAUGGUUCCGGCGACGUGGUUGGGAUUUUGACCAGACCUCACCGGGCAAAGGACAAGAAGUCAGUGACUGGCACUUGGACUUCAACGACUACCCGAGCCGACAAUAUCCAUCAGCCUCAGGACUAGUAUUCGGCCCCUGCGAACUCUCUGAGUUUCCUGCCGUCCUUGACCUGGUCGCUUCGGAAUCUAGCUAG